AUGACGCAUAUGGAUGAACGUACGCCGGAAUGGAGAAUGAAAAUGUAUGGUCUCGCCGUGAGAGUAGUCGUUCUCCGUUCCACCCCUCGUGAUUCUUGGUACCUGAACCUACCUUCUGACGAUUACGCAGAACCAAACGAAUCGAGUUUAGGACUGACAUAUUUCACACCUCGUCAUCUCGCCCGACUGCUCCUACGUUGCCCAAAUUUACAACGUGUCUCAUGUCCCAGUGCUCACCCUGACGAUAUAUACUACCCGUCUUCUAUCACACCUCUCUACUUACCUCAACCACUCAAAUCCUCAAAUCUACCCUUACCUCCAGUCACCUGUCAUGCUACUCAAACAAGUUGGUUGAUCAAUCUCGUCGGAAAACGUAGGAUCAAAGUUCGUCAUCAGAUCGUAUGGGAUCCUACGAAAUACCCAAUGGCUACGCUUCCUCCUCUUUGUCAUGUCGGGCGAUGGAAAGGUAUUGUGAAACAUACUUGUCGAUUGAUAAUCAACAAGAAAAUUCCGAGAGGGCGUCCUUCAACAGACGAACAACGUCUCGACGGACCAGUUUUGCCCUCGACGGAGAUACGGAAUCGUAUUGUGCAGAUGUUGAUAGACACACCACAUAUUCGACAAUUGUCUCUAGCCGCACCUAUGUUGACACUGUCCGAUAUUAUCUUGCUAUGGGCGAAAAGACCGAGAUACCCGAUAAAAGUACUGGACGUGAGCUGUCCUUUCUUGGAAAACGAUGUUGUAUUUCCAAUACUCGAAUUCGCGCAAGUGGCGCAGGGCCUCCAAGAGCUCACGUUGACCUUGGGUAUUCCAGCUCGGGAGGCGGUACUUCCCAUCCUUGAGGGAUUGACUAGACACAUUCAAACACUUGAAACUCUCAAAGUCACUUUUCUCGCUGGCGAAGAAAGCAUCAGCCCAGAAGCCCGUCAACGUGAAGAAAACAGAAGGAUAGGAUCAGCGAGUCAGAGAGAACAAGGGGAGAGGGCGAAACUCAAGAAGUUGGUGAUCAACGCCGUACGUCGUUGGACGGUGGAAGGAGAUACUUGGCCGAAUCCGGCUGAGAGCGUGGACUUGGCACGACUGAUAGUCGAAAUAAUUAAUCCGGAAAGCGAGGUGAUCGUCCCCUACGGUGGAUUUGCGAUGUUGUUGGAGAAUUGUAGACGCGAGCAAGUUCAUAAUCUGUGA
Messenger RNA from Tremella mesenterica DSM 1558, 1185 nucleotides. RefSeq lists its product as uncharacterized. Bases 1 to 1185 code for a protein of 394 amino acids. Lineage: Eukaryota; Fungi; Basidiomycota; Tremellomycetes; Tremellales; Tremellaceae. The transcript has a single exon. The record is from RefSeq and is a predicted model, not a curated record.